AUGGCCACAACUCUCCUGAAGAUGCUCGCCGUCGCAAGCGUUCUGGUCUCUGCCGAGACUACCUGGAGCGAGAACCUUGUCCUCGCCGACUGCGGCAUCGGUCUGGGCCCAAAUGGUGGCUCUACAUCACGCGAGAUGAUGUACUAUUCUGCUGAGGCUUGGGGCGCACCGAGAUAUAUGAAGAACGUACCGUGGGAUGGCUCCUACCCCUGGCGUAACAGCGGCGUGUCUCAGACUCUUCCCAACGGUGAUACAUGGACCGUGUUUAUCAACAACGGCGCUGGAGAUCCAAACUUGGCUGGAUGGGCCACUCAUACAUAUGAUAAUGUCGCUCUGACAUGCUGGAGUCGGCACUUGGAUGGGCUCUUCACACUGGACGAUGGCAAAAAAUGUAGCAUGGCGUACAUCUGCAAUCAUCAGUCAGUAAAUCCGCCUCCGAAUCCACCUCCAAAUCCACCUCCAGGCCCAAUAGGCGAGAAUGCGACUCCUGGUGCCCUCAAAUACCAACCUGUAAUCGACUUUGACCAAUCAGCCUGCUACAACACCGCAGCCAUCACAAGUGACGGGUAUUGCAACGAUGGUCUCGAAAUCGGCCAAGGUGAUUGCCGCCAGUUGAAUCGCCUGUACAACAGCAACACAUACGUACGCGAAAAGUGCACAAACGACGGCUGGUGCUUCUACUUAUACGGUUAUUACUUCGAGAAGGAUGAGGGAGGCGCUCUGGCGCACGGUCACAAGCACGACUGGGAGCAUCUGGCCGUCUGGACGCUCAACAACGAGGCGAAGUACCUUGCUUGGUCGGCUCAUGGAAACUAUAAAGUCAACAAACCCAACUCGGUCGAGUGGCAGGGGAAUAAUCCCAAGUUUGUGGUGGAACGCGACAUGGCCACCACCCACGCAUUCCGCAGGGCAGAAGGAAACGAGCCACCCGAAAAUGCAUCGGGAAAAUGGUAUCGCAGUCCGUUGGUCAGUCUAGAGUGGAUGGAUGGAUCACUUAAGGAGAAGAUGUUGACUCACGACUGGGGCAACGCUCAUCCUGACUUGACUGAUGAGCGAUUUGAUAAGGCUUACUGGUCUACUUGGGAGGAUGCGAAGGCUCUCGACCAUGUUGUACCACCUCGGCCAGAUCCAUCCCCACCACCACAUCUAGAGUUGUGA
Trichoderma breve is the source of this 1158-nucleotide messenger RNA. RefSeq names its product necrosis inducing protein (NPP1) domain-containing protein. The coding region runs from base 1 to 1158 and encodes 385 amino acids. The transcript has a single exon. The record is from RefSeq and is a predicted model, not a curated record. Lineage: Eukaryota; Fungi; Ascomycota; Sordariomycetes; Hypocreales; Hypocreaceae.